AUGUCGACACCAUUUGCUCAUACACAUAUUUCACAUUUAACAAGAAUGAAACGUAGACGAUCUCAGUCUUUAACAUUACCAAAUGUAGAUCAACAAGACACACCAGGACAAAGUACUAAACGAAAACAUUUCUUGGCACAAUUACGAAAGGAACAUCGAAAACAAGAAAAUAAUCAAGAUAGCAAAAACGAAGAGCAAACUAGUGAUGAUGAUGAUGAUGAUGAACAUGAACCAGUAGUUACGAGAGUACCAGGAGCACAUACCUCAAUGUCAAAAAAGAAACAGACAUCAUCUUCAACGGCAAUUUCAGUUUCAGUUAAACAACACAUGUCAUCGACAUUACUCAAAGCUUUAACAGCACAGGAUCAGGAUGAAUUUCAACCAACAGUUACACGAAUAUCCGGGAUAUCACGUACAGCAUCAAUGAAGAAACAUACUUCAUCUACAGCAACAAAAAAAGAAACAACAUCAACAAAGAAAGAGACAACAACAACACACAAAACUACAUAUCAACAUGAAAAUGAAGAAAACUAUGAUUAUAAUUCAGAUGUUAAUCGAAUAUCAUCAGAAUCAACGAAAUCAUUGAAACAACAACCAUCGAUAACAGCUGGCAAAAAUUCAAUAACUAAUGCACCUCAAGUAUACCAAAAUUCAAUGGCUAAUGUACCUCAAAUAUAUCAAAAUCCAAUUCCAGCUUCGCCUAUAUCAUACAAAGAUAUAGAUUUUACUUCAUCACAAACAUCAGAUAAUCCUUAUGCAACAUCAUCGACAAAUAUAAUGUCAAAGUCUGAUCAAUUCGAUCAAGAAUUUCAUCUUGGUGAUAGCAAAGAUCAUGCACGAAGAAAUGAUACAAAAGAUCAUGGUACUAUCAAAAUAAAUGGACGAGAAAAAUAUUAUAACGUUUCUGGUGGAAAACAACCUACUAAAUCGAGUGCAAGUUACAUGACUGCUAUUAUUGCGAUAAUUGUUGGUGUGAUUGCAUUUGCUCUUGGCCUUACAGCAUUUAUACUUGUUUUAAUGCUUCGAUCAACUGUCUAUGCUAGUUUAACAACGAAUUCAACACAAACCUCAAGUAGUGGAACUUUUCCAUCUUCAUGUUCAUCCUAUACAACUCUCAAUGAUCCAACUAGAGGUGUAACAGCACCAGGUUAUGCACUUGGUUGUGACAAUACAGCACCAUUUUUAAAUCGAACUGCACCUGUUUGGAUAAGAUUUAUGGGUACGGGUGGUACUACUCUUCCUUUAACUCCACCUGGCCUGAAUCUAUGUGGUUCUACAGGUACUGGUUGGUACGCUGGUGCAAUGCCAUCAUCAGGUGCAAUGGUAAAUGGUACUGUAUGUUUUAAUUGGGACACUGCUGUAUGUCGAUAUUCUUCGUUUAUUAGUGUCGUAAAUUGUGGUUCAUUUUAUAUCUAUAAUUUGCCUCCUGCACCAGCAUGUAUGAUGCGUUACUGCACUAUUUAA
This is a messenger RNA of Adineta steineri, 1464 nucleotides long. Lineage: Eukaryota; Metazoa; Rotifera; Eurotatoria; Adinetida; Adinetidae. The record is from the annotation of a GenBank genome assembly.